Molecule: messenger RNA, 2787 nt
Organism: Grosmannia clavigera kw1407
Lineage: Eukaryota; Fungi; Ascomycota; Sordariomycetes; Ophiostomatales; Ophiostomataceae
Product: oligopeptidase family protein
Exons: 6
Coding region: 1-2787 (928 amino acids)
Biological process (GO): proteolysis
Cellular component (GO): histone acetyltransferase complex
Molecular function (GO): serine-type endopeptidase activity
Source: RefSeq, a predicted model, not a curated record
AUGGCAGACAAGCCACACAAUACAACCGGCGUUGUGGCCGAUGUACCGGGAUUACCUUACUAUGAAAAGUCGCGGCAGCACCUUAAAGAAUUACUUCAGAGAAGGCGGCAGCUGGAGAGACAGCUUCACACACGCGAGGAGUCCAUCCUUCAGAAGGAGACAGAUUAUCUUGACAACACACCGAGCGGAAACAUUAUCGCAGGGUUUGAUAACUAUACAAAGGGUACAACGGGCACCGCUGCAGCGCGGCGCAAAACGGGGAUAACCGAGUCAAAUCGCGUCUUCUCACGUAGCAGCAUAUCCUACAACACUGCUGCUGGCAAUUCCGGCUCAUCAUCAUCGCACCCGCCCACCCCUCUGCAGACGUCGUUCAAAGAUGGAGGCAUCAGCAGCGGGCCUGGAUCCGGGCAGGCGACGCCAACAUCAGCAUCGGCUGCCAAGGCGCCACAUGGUAUUAAGAAAAAAAAGGGACUAACUGCAACGGCAGCGGCAGCUGCGGACGACAGUGAGACGGACACACCGAUGGUUCUCAAAGCGACAAAGUUCACGCCCGAAGUGCUUCUAUCGGCCCCACGCCGCUCCGCCGGUGCUCCAAAUUCUACGGGGAAGAAGGUCCUUUACACGGUAUCGACAUAUUCCUUCCGGGAGCACCGCAAGGCGUCCCAGAUCCGCGUGCUCGAUGUUAAAUCGGGCGAGUCCACCGUGCUGUAUGAGGACCCCGCCUACACUGAGCCCGUGUGGAUAGGAUCGGACGAGUUUCUCUUCCUCAAGGCCGGCGAUAAGGGGACUACCCAUUUACUGUUGGGAGAUGCAUCUCGACCCGGUAGCCCGCCCACAGGCAUUCGGACUUUUGACGGUGGCUUAUCUAACCUCAAAGUGUUGCCCCUUUCCGACGGCGCCAUCGCUAUUGCCCUCACCGGACUGUCGGACAAAACUGGCCUGCUUUUCAACCCGGACUCUGACGCCGAAAAAGGCAAGCCCACGCACACGACUGCACGCGUGUACUCCAAGCUUUUCGUUCGUCAUUGGGAUGCCUACGUCACGGAGAACAGACAGACUGUUUGGUAUGGCCGCCUUGAGCGAACGGGCGAAAAUUCUGCGAAAACGUCAGGGCGAUAUAGUCUCGUGUCGAAUGGUCAGGCCAACGGACUUACCAAUGCUCUAGCUGGCACCAAGCUGCAGUCACCGGUGCCACCGUUUGGUGGCUCCAGUGACUUUGCUCUCGGCCCACACGGCAUUGCUUUUGUGUCUCGCGACCCGGCCUACAACGAGGCUAUCUACACAGUCUCUAACCUCUAUUUUAUCCCCAUAAAAACAUAUGCCGAGCCAAAACCCCUUGCGCCUCCGUAUGCUGUCAAAACAGGCGCUCUUGCCGGCUACAGUGCCGGUCCCGUUUUCUCGCCCAGUGGGAACAGUCUGGUAUUCUCGCGUAUGCGCAGUCACCAAUAUGAGAGCGAUAAGCCUCGCCUUUUGUUGGUGCCAGAGAUCGAAAAACUCGGUGCAGACAUUAUUGGCAAGAGCGACGAGUUUGAGUUUUACGAGACCGAAGAUGGCGUUGGUGCUUGGGAUGCUCGACCCGAUGCCGUUGCUUGGAGCGCCGACGGCGCGGAGUUAUUUGUCACGGCCGAGCACCAUGGACGCAACGCGCUGUAUCGCCUGCCUUCAGACCCCAGGCAUACCACAUCCUUUGGUGCACCUCAGCUCCUUGUUGGUGGCCACGAGGUAUUCGAGGAUGAGAAAAUUGACGCUUCCCACGAUGACAGUGGUAGUGGCGUCACUGGCGAUGAGUCUGUAGGAUUCAGACGCCUGGGUGGUCAUGGCAGUGUUUCUGAUGUGCGGCUGCUUGCUAGUGGGAUUGACGGUGAUACUCGACUCUUCCUAAGCUUAAACUCUCUGGUUGACAACUCCUUUUUUUGCAUUCUCGACCCAGAGCCUACGGCUGUCUCAACAUCAAAGUUCCCACGAACAAUUUUGCAGGCCGUGUCAUCGCAGUCCCGCCAUGGCUCAGCUUUCGGUCUAUCGCCGAAACAAGUGGGCGAGAUAUGGUAUAAGGGUGCGGGCAACUAUCAGGUUCAGGCAUUGGUGGUGCGGCCGUCAGAUUUUGGUGCCGAAAAGAAUAAGAAUCGCAAGUGGCCGCUGGCAUUAUUGAUCCAUGGUGGACCCCAGGGAGCCUGGAACAACAGCUGGAGCACGCGCUGGAAUCCUGCUGUGUUUGCAGAACAAGGCUACGUCGUCGUCGCGCCUAAUCCGACGGGCAGUACGGGCUACGGGAUGGCGCUCCAGGAUGGCAUCCGUAACCAAUGGGGUGGGCUGCCGUACAAAGAUAUUGUGCGAGCCGUAGACUACGUGGAAGCUGUCUUCCCGUACGUGGACAUUUCACGAGCCGUUGCUCUCGGCGCAUCAUAUGGUGGCUAUAUGAUGAACUGGAUCCAAGGUCAGCCGCUGGGCCGUCGCUUUAAGGCUCUUGUCAAUCAUGAUGGUGUCUUCAGCACGCUCAACCAGUACUCAUCAGAGGAGCUUUUUUUUCCGCUCCAUGAUUUUGGUGGAUCACUCUGGGACAAUCGUGCCGGUUAUGAACGGUGGGACCCUGCCAAAUUCACCGACAACUGGGCCACGCCUACGCUUUGGGUUCUAAAACCAGAGAAUUCACUCGUGUGGCACAAAGAAGUGCUAACCUGGAUCAACAAGUACGUCGGUGUCGGCGACGAAUUUGAAAAAAAAGCGAACGCUGCCAACCUGGUUGGCAACAUGGCAAAUCUCGAUCUCCCGCAAGUGGAGCGGGAAUGA